This is a messenger RNA of Pelagomonas calceolata, 1013 nucleotides long. The record is from the annotation of a GenBank genome assembly. NCBI's taxonomy places the organism in Eukaryota, Pelagophyceae, Pelagomonadales, Pelagomonadaceae.
AGGGCCUGUCUCGCGGGCUCGCGGCGCUUGGAGGCGGCUGAAAUCGUAGACGGCAAAAUAAAUCCUCUCCGGGCGCUGCGCGUCCUCUGCAUCAUGUUGUUGUACCCUGGCGCAACGGCGGCCGAGGCGCCCGCGCGCCAGCACACGAGCCGGCCGAUCGUCACCGGCACGUCGGUCCUCGGCAUAAAGGUACGUCCCCCAACCCGCCCCGCGCCCACCGCCCGAGCCCGGUCCUCACUCAUCACGCGCGCAGUACAAGGACGGCGUGAUGCUCGCGGCCGACACGCUCGCGUCGUACGGGUCGCUCGCCAUGUUCAAAGACGUGACGCGCAUCGCGCGCACGGGCUCGUACACGCUGGUCGGCGCGUCGGGCGAGCUCUCGGACUACCACGCGCUCCUGGACAAGCUGAAGGGGCUCGCGCAGGCGAACGCGAACUGCGACGACGGCUUCGAGCACGGCCCCGCCGAGAUCUACUCGUACCUCCGCGCGGUGCUCUACCAGCGCCGGAACAAGUUCGACCCGCUCUGGAACUCGCUCGUCGUCGGCGGGUUCAAGGACGGCGCGCCGUUCCUGGGCUCGGUCGACCUCCGUGGCACGGCGUACGAGGACGACGUCAUCGCGACGGGCUACGGUAGCCACCUCGCGCUCCCCAUCAUGCGCGCCAAGUGGACGCCGGACCUCGACGAGGGCGAGGCGCGCGCGCUCCUCGAGGACUGCCUCCGCGUGCUCUUCUACCGCGACUGCCGCGCGCUCGACACGGUCGUCCUCUCCAAGGCAACGGCUACCGGCACGCUCGUCUCGGACCCCUACAAGCUCGAGACCGACUGGACGUCGGCGUCCUUCGUCGCGCCCAAGGCCGGCGGCGACGGCGAUGGCGGCUGGUGAUGGAAUAACGCUCGCAGGCGGCCGGACCGUGACUCGUCCCCAGCUUAAUUAUAUACCUUCGAGUAAGCGGUGGGAUGAUACAAGUAUAAGCGGACGGGGCGUCACAUAGGUCUUCCUUAAUUUAUUA